Messenger RNA from Scutellospora calospora, 693 nucleotides. The record is from the annotation of a GenBank genome assembly. NCBI's taxonomy places the organism in Eukaryota, Fungi, Glomeromycota, Glomeromycetes, Diversisporales, Gigasporaceae.
AUGAAUUUACAAUCUAACUCGUUACAGAAUACAUCUACUUCUUCAACCUAUUUUGUCUGUUGUCCUAUUUGUUUUCGAAAUUUCAAGUCUGAAAAUGGACUUAAACGGCAUUAUAACACAAUUAAUAAAUAUAAUAUACCACAUAAAGAUCUUGUCACAAUUCCGAAUAAUUUAUCACAAGAGUAUAAAAAUAUUUUAAUUCAACAAAUACAUCGUCAAUUACCAUUAAGCUUCACCAGAAUGGGGCGAAGAGUGUUAUCAAUUCCAUGUACUGAAAGUCAAUUUGUUGCUGUUUUUGCAGGACAUAUUCACCAAUUUUCUAACAACCCACGAGUAUACAAAUGUAGAUUUCAUGGAGAGUCGGCCUAUUUGACUUUAACAAAAAUUUUAGGAGAUUCUAAAUGGGGUCAAAAAUGUUAUAAUCAGAAUCAGCAAACAUAUAUUGUUUUUGAACAGCUAUCAAAUCAAACAGUUUGUUCUAAUAUUGACAAAAAUCAAGAUGAUGUUGAUCCUCUAGAAUUAAUAUUAAAUCAAAAUAAAUUAAAUAGUAAGAAAAAAAAAAGAAAACCAAAAGUUACUCGUGGCGAAUUUCUGGUGGAAUGGAAAAAAAAAAUUGAUCAAGAAAUAGAUGGACAUAUUUGUACCGCGGGAUUUAUAAUUUUAUCUUUUUAUAUAUCACAAAGACGUUUAUAA